AUGCAGAACAACCUCACGGCCACAUGGUGUCUCACCGCACCCAAGGACAGACGAUCGGAGGCCUUUAUCUUCACGUACUCCACGGAGGGGGUUCAAGCUUCCGGACGCGACUGGGCAUGGCUUUCUGGGCGAGACCUACAAAACUGGAACUGUGCUCUGAAAUGGCAGCUCCUGGCGAGGGGAGACAAGGGGCUGGCACCUUGCGCCGGCAUCGUUGCGGAACUGGUCCGAGACCUCAGCGAAGCGAACCAAAAGCUCCUGAACAAGCUGAAGGAGCAAACACAGGCGACCGAGCAGGCCAAGGCAGAGCUGGCUUGCAUUCGCAUGCCAAGGGGAGGGAAGAAGCGGCAGGGGCGGGGAGAACGAUUCACAUGCCAGGCCGAAGCAUCAAAGUACAAGCUCGAAGAGCGCGAUGCAGAGGCGAAAGUGGCAAAUCUGCGAGCCUACGAGGUGUCCGAGGCCUACCGGGUCGGGAACCUGGCGGAAUAUCGGACAGCCAACUGCGAGAAGGAGGCGGCCCUCGAAGCCAAGGAGAGCAUGAAGAAGCUUCUGUCCAUGCAGGAGGUGAGCUUCCACGAAGAGGUGAAGCGAAUGGAGGCCACUGGAUUCUCCAUUUCCCCUUCUCAAGCACCCGGCACCAUGCUGAAGGCGAGCGCAGCGACGGCCCAGAAGAGCUUCCACGAAGAGGUGAAGCGGAUCCGUGCACAGGAGAAGACAACCGAGUUGCGGGCUCUUCAGCGCGAGAUCGAGGCAAGCGGAGCCCAGAUGAGAACAGAAUUGCAGUCGUUCCGGCAGCUCGACCGAGACGCCGCCGUUCUCCGCUCCGACAAGGCGCGGCUGCUGGAAGCGAACCAGCGGCGCCGCAAUGAGCACCAGGCCCUUAGAGCCGAGCAUGAGGACCAUCUACGGCUGCUGAAAGAAGAGUUGGCGGAGAAGGACAAGAGACUCCGAGGGAUGGAGGAAGCUCAAGAGAGCAGAAUCGCCACAAUGGCGAGGAUCGAGGAGUCCGUCCAGGAGAUGGAGCAUCAUACCGUGGACCUGCUGGCGACGAAGAUCAAGCUUGAAGAGGAGGUCCAGACCUCCCGGGAAGAUCAGGAGCGAUUGGCGGAGCUGCAGGACCUCCAGCUGACUUUCGACCUGAACGUUCUGGCCAGCUCAGUCAGACCAUUUGUGCACUCUGAGAAAGGCUCUGGAGAUCCAGAGCCUCCGCGCUUCGCUGGAGACAGCGGAGCUGAUCAGAACCGCACUUCGGCAGCAGCUGUUGGCCACGUCGCAGCGGAGCCCUUUCAGUCCUAUCCCGACCACAAGCCGCCUCCCGACCGAAUUCGAAGCCGCCCCAACUUCGCCGGUGCUCCGGUCCCUACAGAAGUGCCCAGCGAGGAGGUGGUGCAGCCAGAAUUCGAGCUUGAACGACUGCGGAAGGAGCUUGAGACAGUGAGGGCCACCGCCUCAGCUGAGACCUUGGCCGCUGCGCGCAAGGAGCUGCUGAAGGAGCGGCAGCGGUGGGACGCUGAACGAGCGGAGCUGCAGCGCAGCCUGGAGGAAGCCGAGCGGAAAUCCGAUUCGAGAAAUGUUGAAGGCGCAGCCCAGCUCGACCUUUUGUCUGCCGGGCAGUGGCUGGCGCAGCUCCUGGAGCCCCAGGCGGAGAGCCGGAAGUCUCCAGAGGUUUUGCUGGACUUGGCGGGUGCCUGGACCCCCCUGGCACAUGAGCUGCCGCGGCGGCAAAGAGGGUGUGUGCACUCCCUUCACUUCGGCAUGUUCUUCGGAGAUGACAGGCAGACUCCGCUGAAGCUGUCGUCUGCGCGGCUAUGUCCAGAGGCACUGUCUUGGGCUCCUUCCAGCACCGAGGCUUUUGCUGCAGGAAGCGGCAUCGACAGGCCAGCCCUUCAAGCAGACCUGUGUCGUGCGCACGAACGAUUUCUUGCGGACGUCUUCUUGCCAUGGGCAAAGGCGCAGGAAACCUCGGAGAGCCGGGGCGUGGCUUGGCUGCUGUGCAACGAUGGCGAGGCCUUCACCCUUGGCCAGGCGAUGCUGGCUUUCGGGAAGGCUCCCGGAUCCGACGAGAGGUGGCGCAGCCGCGUCCUCGUCGUCGACCGAGCCAAGUCCAACGAGUCCGAGCCGGCCGUGGAGGCCCUGGCACUUGCCGAGGGCGCUCGGCGAAUGGUCUUCGACAUGUUGCUGAAAUUCUACAACUCCAAAGACAUUCGGCUGGAGGAGAUCGCGUACGUUGCUAUUGACGAGGCUGACUUCCUCCUGACCCAGGGCUUCGAUGACUUGUACAAAAUUCUGGACCUAGUGGACCAGGAUUCGAGGCACAAGCGCCAGAUGCGCUACUCCUUGAUAACUGCCAGCAUCACGAAGCCCUUGUGGAAGAUUUUCCAAGAAGAUCCCCGAUUUAGGACGCUGAAAAUACUGGAGUCCAGAUCGCUUCACAGGCCGCAGGCAAACUGCUCCCACACCAUGGUGCUGACGAAGGGGCGCUGCAAAGUGAGAAUGCUGGUGCAGCUUGUCCAGAGAGACCUCGGGGAGGAAAGUCUCCGUCGGGGGAUGAAGCCGAGGCAGACCAUGGUCUUCUGCAACACCCUCUCCUCUUGUAAGUCUGGGGCCUACUGGGGCCUGGGCCUGGGGUUGAGGGUGCGGGGAUGUCCAGGCCAUCGGGUCUAG
Messenger RNA from Symbiodinium sp. CCMP2592, 2664 nucleotides. The record is from the annotation of a GenBank genome assembly. NCBI's taxonomy places the organism in Eukaryota, Dinophyceae, Suessiales, Symbiodiniaceae.